AUGAAAGGCUCAAAGCUACAAGCACCAGAAACACCCCCGCCGCCACCACCCUACGAAGCCCACGCUCGGCCCGAUCUCAAUGCAGCCUUUUCCAGGCUCAACCUGCAGGCGAAAACUUCUCGACCUUCGCCAGAUGAAUGUCUGGCUCAUCUAAAGUUACUCGAGGCUUUUCACAGGCUCAGGCAGAGUAUCGCUUUCGGUAGUGGACUAUUCGGGAUCAAAGAUGACGGGCCGGACUGGCAGCUUGCUCAGCGUCGCGAAAAGAGAUGGGCAGUCUACGUAGCUCGGGCUGCGUAUCGCUUCGGGAGGUGGUGGAGCCAAUGCGACCUUCAAGGAGGGCGUCAAUUGACAAUGGGGGACUUGUCAGCCCUUAGCCAGGAAAGCUUGGUGAAAGGCAGCACACUGCACUUUGAUCACAACAAUAUUCCUCCGCUAGAUGUCAUAUUGGUGUGGCAUGCCUAUCAACUCAAUCCCAGGAAUUUCCUAGAGGAUUGUUUGCGCUAUGGGAAAACAACACUCUGGAGGUCCGGCUUGCCGUGGUCCAUCAUUGAUGCAUGCAUCAACAACAGCACUUUCGCUUUCAACGCACCCGAGAGAGCCAAGGACUGGUUCAAGAAAACGACCGGUCAAUGCUGGGACAAUCUUGACAACCCUAACUCAACACUGGUCACGUGUGCAAGCCGCGCCUGUAUGCAGUCGAACCUUGUACCUUGGACGACGAGCGAUGUGGAUGGCAGCCCACAAGUAGGGGACGGGGUAGCAGACAAGAACUUCCGACACACUUGCGUACAAUGUUAUCUCAUAAUGGACAACGACACGCUACGGCUGAGGAAACUCCGAGAUGAUAUCGUGGCCUUGAAGAGUAGCAAUGUACCUUUGCCCGGCACAAUACUCAAUCGAGACGGCACACCCGCAAUCCCCACGAAGGUCCACGAACCGAGGGCACUCUACCCAAACAAAUUCAUCAUGACCAAAAGACCGGCCUCAACUACGCUUCACGGCCAACAAGUGUCCCUUCCUUCACUUUAUGAUGAUCUGCUUGGCGCCAUAGAGCACACAAUCUCCACCUGCGGCUCCUUCUCCAUAGUCCGCGACGAGAUACAGAAGCAUCUUCCCAAAGACCUCCACCGCGACGAGCGCGUCGCAGUCCGCAAGAUGAUGUCCAACUACUGGACGAACUCCUCUCCGUUCUCCAUCGACCUCAUCGGCGCAGUCAUCAGACAAGGUUCUUUCAUCGACAAAAUGCACAACUUCGACUGGCUGCACGCCCCCUCCGCGCCAUCCGUCCUCAAUCGCUUCAUCGCCAAAUACGAGCGCUUCAUCUGGAUCACCAAGCUCAGCGCCAAGACAAGCAACCGGGUCGCUGUCCCGACUCUCGACGUCGACCUCGUCUGGCACACGCACCAACUCUCCCCACCCUCUUAUUACACUUACACGCUCGCGCAAACCAGCAAGUUCAUCGACCACGACGACAAAAUCGCCUCCACCAAGCUCUCCACCUCCUUCAAAUGGACGUCUGAAAUCUAUCAGAAAAAGUUCGGCGACACGUACUCCGAGUGUCUGUGCUGGUACUGCCAAGCGACUCGCGAACAGCACACGUCCUCCGUUCGACGGCUUUUCGGCGCUCCCUCUCGCCCCACCACCACGACCAGCGACAUGGACGGCGUGCACAUCUCCGCUCACAGCUCCAUCACGGCCGACACUACGAUCGCGCACGCCACGCGCGAGGCGAAAGUCUCCGCCGACCUGGCCAAAGCGUACGAGAAAGUCGCGCAGCGGGCGCGAAAACGAGGGGAAGAGCCCCCACCCCGACCCUCAAAGCAAGAAAAUCAGUCCGUCAUGGCCUGGGAUGUGCCCCUCUAUCUCACUUACGCGCCAUAUAUGCCUGACCCCUACUCACCCCAACAAAAUGACCACCCAAUCGCCAUCUCAGUCCACCACCCCAACGGCGCCGACCUCACCCAAAACAUCAGCAUAUACCACCUCCCGCAACCCCACCACGGCGCACUCACCAAAAGAAUGGGCGCCAUCAUAACCUGCGACACCGCCCGCAACGGCAAGGAGUACCGCACGAUCGCCUCGCGCUGCGUGCGGCCCUCGGUGCAGCCCUGGACGUGCACGGCCGCCGCGACCUCCGACACGCAAUUCCCCGUCGACGACAUCACGGACGACAUCAGCGACCAAAUCGUCAGCGACGGCGCCUGCAACGCAGACCAGAUCUGCGUCGACGGCAUCCAAGCCCCCGGGUACCUGUACAACAUGGCCUACUGCCUCGCGGUGGACACGGCGAAUAAAAUCGCUGCCACCGUGGAUCGCGCGCAGUUUGCCGGCCAGGGCAGGGUGGCUGCUUAUCUUAGCAGCAGCAAGAGCGGGGGACUGAAGGCGGUGGAGGCGGUGUUCAGCGGCAAGGACAUUACGGAUCCGAUUACGUUGAAGAGUCUCAGGGUCGAGGGCCAGAAGAAUACGUAUAGUGGGGCUUUUGCCACGCGCUGGCAGACGGUGCAGAGCAAUACGUGUCAGCAGUGUACGAGUCUCGGGUUGCAGCCGGUGCAGGAUUCGGUGUCGGCUUUGAGGGUUUAUGCGGAGUUUCCGGAUGCUUUUGAGGGGGCGACUAUGUUUGUGAAUUCUUUGUGA
This is a messenger RNA of Bacidia gigantensis, 2634 nucleotides long. RefSeq lists its product as uncharacterized. The transcript has 4 exons. The record is from RefSeq and is a predicted model, not a curated record. Bases 1 to 2634 code for a protein of 877 amino acids. Lineage: Eukaryota; Fungi; Ascomycota; Lecanoromycetes; Lecanorales; Ramalinaceae.